Trypanosoma brucei brucei TREU927 is the source of this 3549-nucleotide messenger RNA. RefSeq lists its product as hypothetical. Gene Ontology annotation, molecular function: protein binding. NCBI's taxonomy places the organism in Eukaryota, Euglenozoa, Kinetoplastea, Trypanosomatida, Trypanosomatidae. The record is from RefSeq and is a predicted model, not a curated record. The transcript has a single exon. Bases 1 to 3549 code for a protein of 1182 amino acids.
AUGCGGCCCCAGGCUGAUAGAAGCAGCUUCCUACACGCCCCAGUGACGGCCGUGUCUGUCAGUUCAUCGUGGUUUUGCCUCGCGGUUGGGCACCGUGUGCUGGCCUCAUCGGUCGAUGAUGACAUGGACCACGGCAGUGUAUUUGUAGUUACAGAACUCCCUAAUGGUGCGGUGAUCACCGCCUUAGAGCAGCACAGAAUGAGUUGCAUUGCCACAAAUGAACUCAUCACUUCAGCUGUUGUAAUCGGAAGUGCGGAUCGCGUGUACGCUGCUCCUCUGUAUCGGAAUGAGCUGCGUGAGGGAGCCCCCCCUGCAGCGAAGCCGCACAACAGUGUGUUGUUGCUGUCGCUCAAUAAUUUUGCGCGGGUCCUGUACAUCCAAAGUCUUGGAGACGUUGCGGCCAUUUUGGUGCUAACGACGCUCAACUCGGCACACGUAAUCCCUGAACAGCACUUGAUGGUUGGCUGGGACGCUUCUGCGGGGGUCGCAAGGAGGGAGGAGAGUCAAGGAAUCGUGUUGAGACGCACCGUGAAAGGACUGGGAAUUGCCUUAGCCGCAUCGGCUCUGAUGACUGCGGACAGAUACAACAUCCUGAUUUUCACCGGUACGUACGCCGGGGGAGUUGCUGUGUGGAGCGUUCCUAUAGCGAGCGCGGAGCAGCAGCUAAGAGGAAUGGAUGAUGGUACUGAGUCACUUCCCGUCCUCUCGCGUAUCAGUGCCCACAGCCCCGGUUGUGCUGUGUUUGCCGUGAAGGCAGUUGCGAUAGGUGGUAGCGGAGAGCAGCGCAACGGAUCUGCGGUCACUUCACGCAUUUGCGUGGCCACUUGUAGCGAUGAUCGUACUGCCACAGUAUAUGUCUCACAUAGCGAUCAUUCCGUCGGGGAAGACACGUGCACUGCGAGCCAUUAUCAGUUAACGGAAAAAACGAGGUGGGUUUGUUGCUGGCGCGGGAGCCGGGCGGCGCUCGCCCGCAGGCGCCUGUUUGACAUAUCCAUUCUGCCGACGCGGACACAUUCAAGAGUUGUUGUUGCUACAGGUGGUGAAGACGGUACUGUGAAUGUCUUGUGCUUUAACCAGGGGGAACUAGAAGCGGCGGAAACACCGUUGAAGCCUCAAACUAUUCAUUGUCGUACCCACCAGCAUGAGGGUAGCGGGGUGUACAAGGUAGCUCUAGUGGAGCACGCUGUGAGCAGCGGAUAUGUGACUGCCGUCGUCUCUUGUGGAUUCGAUGGGUGCGUUUAUUACACAAGGCUCCAGCCGUCAGAGUUGCGAAAGGCAACACUUAUCCCGUGCACCCCCAUCAAGCAGAGAUGCCAUGUAAGGGGGCUGCAUUGCGACGAUAAUGGAACGUUGUUGGCGUGCACGGAGGAUGAGUUUAUCAUUAUUCAUUUUCACAAGGGGGACACAUCCCCGCACGAGCAGCGUUUCCCCCUUCCUACAACUUGUUCGGGCAAAAAGGAUGUACCGUCAUGUCUUAGUGCCAUCACCUCCUUGUCGCCUCCACUGGUCCCGUCGAACAAUUUUGCACCAAAGCACAUCGCACUUAUAGGUACAACGGGGGGAGGCGUAUAUGGAGUUCUGUAUGGCGCAUGGUAUUCAAAUGCAGCAGAGAAGGAAAAUGGAGGUAGAGCUCCGACUACUGUGGUGAAGUUGAUGACAUCAUCCUCCAAGGUGCUCUUUGUUCGAGGAUUACAGUAUCAACAACACCUAGUCUUGGCUACUGUCCAUGCGGGUGGUCAGCUUGUCGUCUCUGCGUUUGAGAAUAUUUACGAACGUUCAACUGAAUGGCUUUCUGCUGUCUGCGCGGGUACGCACACUACCGCCCUCACUCUGCGCCUCAUGAAACGGACUUUACGACGAGAGUGUCUCUGUAUACUCACUGGUGAUGAUGAAGGUAGCCUCUAUAUUCACACAGUGGAGCCGGGCGAGUCACAGGAAACUCAGCCGCUGGCGUGGCGGGACCGCCUCUUUCAGUCUCCGGUAGCGGCUGUUGACACCGAAGAGGUGGUCUUGCCAACGAGUAAUUCUGAAACACGGGUCACGGUGUUAUCGCAUCAGGGUGAAUGGCGAGCAUUAGUUGUGGACAGCGAUGAUAUUCUGAAAGUAGAUAUUCGGUCCAUCUCCUGUCCACUGCUCCUGCCGUGGCGUGUCUCCACCGUUCUGGCCUGGAGCAAUGGUGCGGCAAAGUGUGGAAAGGGCAGCAAUGACCUGAGUUUCGCGGUGACAUUGUUUGGUACAGAUAUCACCGUCUUUUCCAGGCGCUCGCAGAUUAGUGGUUGGCACCCCAUUGCCCAGUGUCAUGAGGUGCGAGCCCCGCGGUUGCUAACAGCAGCCGUUUCGUCAGGUGUAGCAGCCGAUGGAGCGGAGGGAAAAGGGCAGUACGCCUAUGUGUGUCACUGUUCAAAUGGAAGGGAAGGAGAAUGGUGCGAGUACAACCCAGAAAACUCUUCGCGACUCUUGUACGGUGGUGUGGCAACGGGUCGGGAUUACAACACAGUUAUUGUUUUACCAGAGCCGGCCGCAUGCAUACUUUGUGGAGCGGAGCAAUCCACAGUAAGUGUACUGAGCCUUCCGUCGAAGGCCACUAACGCCAUGGAGACACCACAAACCCUCUCAGGACCGCAUGAGUCCAAUAUACUCGGAAUGUCGUAUUGUAGCAUUGCCGAUGGAUCGGUGACUUGCGGUGAGGAAGUCCGGUUUGUAACCGUCGGCAGCCUCGCCACUGUUGCCGUUUGGGAGUGGUCGGUCCGCCACAGCUGGCGUGUAAUGGCCCACAUGAAUGUGAGGCAGCAGCGGGUGAGGGGCAACGGCGACUCCGCUGUUGACGGCCCUACAGCCACCACCAGCCAGUGUGUUCCGCGGUUUCUUUCAGUGUGCACAACAGCAAAAGACAUCGUCGUUGGGGGCAGCGACGGUGCACUGAGGAUAUUUGGGUUCACCUCCAAGCUGAUACUUCGACAAAAAGUGGUGUUGGACCCUCAAACACCGCGACCCGUGACUGCCGUGUGUGCCCUUAGCAUAAUGGGGGGGCUCGUCAUAGCGGGUGACACUGGUGGGGCGCUGUGUGUGUGCUGUGCUCAAAAAGGAGAGGUAUUAUCAAGAAGGGUUUGGAAGAAGGUGGCUGUCGACGCCCUUUCGGUUGAGAAACAAGAGCGGAGAGAAGGAACUGGAGCCGCAUCGUGGCGUGUGCUUGCGGCGAUGGACUCUGGUGAUAUCGUGCUUGUGCGUGCUUCAACGCAGGGAAUAGAGACGUUGAGUUCUGUGCGCGUGGGGUUAACGGCGGGUCGGGGGGUGAGUUGGAUAAAUUGUGGGGAAACGGAAAGCAUGAAGGAGCACGAUGGGAUGGCAGUUGCGGUGAAUGAUGAGCGGCUCACUUUUCUACAGAUUAGGGGGGACGUUUUCCACGUAGCAGGAGAGAGGCGUGUAAACGUCCGCGGGGUCAGUGGGCUUGCCAUCGACCCAUCCGCAUCACCGCCAGAUAUGUGCGUGGUGGUGGGUCAGGGUGUUGAGACCGUACCGUUACGAUGGGAAUCAUGCUUCGUUGCAUGA